This is a messenger RNA of Folsomia candida, 1475 nucleotides long. RefSeq names its product interleukin enhancer-binding factor 2 homolog. The transcript is spliced from 8 exons. NCBI's taxonomy places the organism in Eukaryota, Metazoa, Arthropoda, Collembola, Entomobryomorpha, Isotomidae. Bases 239 to 1384 code for a protein of 381 amino acids. The record is from RefSeq and is a predicted model, not a curated record.
AAGUGGUAGUAUUAGCACGGCCAGCGAUAUGCUCGGCAAGGGCGACAAGAUGAGACUUGUCGAUCGUUAGCAUGACUCAGGUUCGCGGAGCCCCAACCGAGCGUGCCGUGAACUCGACGCGAAAGGCAAUUUUUGAACCAAAUCUGAAAUCCGGCGAGCUAAACUUUGUUUUUUCUUACAAGAAAAGUGAACUCUGUUUGUUUGCGUGAAAGGUUUAAAGCCUCAUUGACCAGAAAAUAUGCGAGGGGGAGCAAUUCGUGGGGGACGGGCUCGUCGAGGGAGAGGUAGUGGAGGAAAUAUGGGCGCACCGAUGCGAGGUCUCGGCGGAGGAAAGCUACCCUUUGACCUGACCUUUUUUGACGAUAUUUUUCCCAGGGUGUCACCAGCUCCGGAUGAUUCGGAACUGAGCAAUGCCAUUCUGAAACGACACACGGAUAUUUCCCCAUCUACUGAAGAGAUCCAGUCGAUUCAAAAUAUGGUGACGAGAGUGCAAGGAAUUUUGGAAAACUUAAUUCUCACUCCGGGCGCAUUUGAUGCUUGUCAAGUAGAUGAGGUCCGUCAAGUUGGUUCGUUCAAACAGGGAACAAUUCUAGCAGGACACAAAACUGCUGACUUUGUCGUAAUCUUAAAGUCUCUUCCAACUCGAGAGGCUGUUGAUGCAUUAUGCAUCCGUGUGUCGGAUGACCUUCGUCAAAGUGAAUGUGUACGAUCUAGCGUGACAGAUCGUGGAUUUGAUAUAAGUAGUAUGCAAGCCACAGUCAGAAUUUUCAUUACAACAAUUCCACCAAACUUUAGAAAAUUGGAUCCAGAAAUUCAUUUGGAUGCCAAAGUCAUGAAUGAAGCUUGGCAGGCAAUUAGACAUUCCCGAUGGUUUGAAGAGAACGCGCAUAAUUCCACAAUAAAAGUUCUUAUCAGAAUAUUUCGAGACAUCAGGCAACGUUUCACCGGUAUCCAAACUAUUUCAACGUGGAUGCUAGAUCUCCUUGCGCAUUAUGCAACUUUGAAUAAUCCUUCGAGACAAGCCCUCCCUGUCAACAUGGCAUUUAGAAGAUCUUUGGCUUUAAUGGCUGCAGGAAUGUAUCUCCCUGGGUAUUCUGGGGCUAGCGUUAGAGGUCAUGGUAUGACUUAUGAGCAGCAAGAUGUUGCAACUAUAACGGCACAAACACUGGUAAGAAUUCUUGGCCAUGGAGGAUACAAGCAAGUCUUGGGUUUAGAAACCAUGUAUAAUGAUAUUCUCACCUCCUCCACCGUAAUCAAUAAUAUAGUCAUCAAACCGCUCGACAAAGUGUAUGUGCCCCCUGCGGAAGGAGAGUCUGAUAAACUUGAGGAUGAAGAGGAAGAGGAGGAAGAUCACUCGUCUGGGAUGGAACCUGACAUGGCCUAAGUGCCCAGUUAUAUGAUAAGGAUGAGUAUCCUACUAUGUAUACAUCAGUUUUUUUUGUAUAAAUAAAAUUAUAAGCAUAUUUGUCUUGUAA